AUGGAGACGUAUGAUGAUUUGGAUAGGGACGAGCUUUUGCAACGUCUUGUGGCGCUCGAAAAAGAAUUUAAUGCGUAUAUAGGCGAGUCAAAGGAGCUAGAGGAGUUUCUGGAAGGCGAGGUUGAGCGGUUGACCAAGCAGGCCCAGACAUUGGAGGACGCCAACAAGAGGCUACAAGACCAGCUGGACGCAGCCAACGGCCAAAAUAUCGAGCUCACGCGGCAGAUAGGGGUUUUGGACGAUGAGAAGAGAGCAAAUGCCAGCCAACUUAACGAGAAAGUGCGAGCUCUGGAGAAAAGACUCAUAGACACAGAGGUUCUCAACGACGGCCUGGAGUCGAAGUUGCGCAUUCUGGAGUCUUCCAGAGACGACGAAGACGCACGGCUGGGCGAACUAAUGGAGCGUAUAGCGCUCUUGGAUAGCGACAAUCUUGAUAAGGACCAGCUGAUAGGCCAGCUACAGCUUCAGAUACAGGCACUUCAAAGAGAGAAUAAGAGUCUUGCGCAGCAGUGUGACAAGUACGAGAAAUUCAGCAAACUAAUGACAAUUAAUAGAACGGAAUUGAAGGUAGCCAAGUUCCAGACUCCUCCAAUUAACGAAUGA
Messenger RNA from Ogataea parapolymorpha DL-1, 603 nucleotides. RefSeq lists its product as uncharacterized. The transcript has a single exon. The record is from RefSeq and is a predicted model, not a curated record. Gene Ontology annotation, molecular function: microtubule binding. The coding region runs from base 1 to 603 and encodes 200 amino acids. NCBI's taxonomy places the organism in Eukaryota, Fungi, Ascomycota, Pichiomycetes, Pichiales, Pichiaceae. Gene Ontology annotation, biological process: vesicle transport along microtubule; mitotic centrosome separation; chromosome segregation. Gene Ontology annotation, cellular component: kinetochore; centrosome; kinesin complex.